CUCGCGGGUAGUUUCGAUCGCUCCAUCCCCCUGUUGUUUUUUUUGUUAACCCGCGUUUCCUGCCUCUCUCUCUCUCUCUCUCUCUCUCUUUCCAUCUGAACAAUGAGCUCCACGGAACACCAUCCCGCUUUCGACUCCCUGACACCUUCUGCCAAGCUUGCACUCCUGCACGCCCAGACUGCUGCUCCUCAGGACGCGUCUGUAGAAGAGACUAUGGUCCCUAGUGCGAAUGACCCGGUUGUAACAACAGACUUUUCCGAGCCUUUGAUUGCAGGAGAUUACCCUACACCCAUCAGUAAGCCCGCGGUUAUCAAGAAGGAGAAGAAGAAGGAUGACAAGCUGGACCUGGCAUCCGAGUCGGCCUUCCCAUCCCUCUCGUCCGGCUCAUCUCGCGCACCAAUUACUUCUGGCUGGUCCGCCGCUGCAGUCUCGCGUGUCAAGACCCAGCCAGUUACCCGCUCAAUGGGUCGUGCACCUGCCUCGAACGCUGCUAAAAAGUCUACUGUCCCCCACAUCACUGAUGUUCUUGAGUUGCCCGCCAACCAGCAGACCGCUAACCAGCCAGUCAAGCCUCUUGGCUUUAAGAGCAAUUCAGAUGUGAUUCAGCAGGUCAUCAACAAGACCGGAACCACCAUAAUUGCUUCCACAAACCGUUCAGGAACCACCACAUUCCUCAUUCAGGGUACUCCCGCUGACACCGAAAAGGCAAAAAGAGAGCUUAUUGCUGGUUUGGUAGUUAAGCGUACAGCUGAAGUGGCUGUUCCUUCGUCAACCCGCCGAUUCAUCAUUGGCGCCAAGGGCAAGACUCUUCAAAUGAUCGAGGCCAAGUCUGGCACACGCAUCAACAUUCCCCCCCGCAAAGAAGAGGAUGAGCUUAAUGAGGAGAACGAUGAGGAAAUGGUCAAUGUGACCAUUGUGGGCGAUGCCGCCGGCAUCAAGAUUGCACAGGCCGAGAUUGAAGCCAUCGUUGGUGACAAGACUGCCAAGCAAACCAUCAAGUUGGAAAACUUCCAUUACAAGUAUCACCUUUUGUUGGCUGGCCCUCAGAACGGUGCCUUGAAGUCGAUCGAAGAAACCCUAGGCGUCAAGGUCCAAACACCCCCUAUUGUGACCGGUUAUGAUGUGCUUGUCGAAGGAAAAGUGAGAGAUAAUGCAUUCGUUCUCUCUGGCGACAAAGAGAAAGUCCAGCAAGCCAAGCAGAUUCUGGAAGAUCGUUAUAAUUCUUUGGAGAAAGACACAAAGACUGUCAACCUCAGUGUCUCCAAGCGCCAACACAAGUAUCUUAUUGGAAAGAACGGCUCUACUCUUCGUGAGAUCUUUGACAAGUCUGGCUGCAGUGUUGAGCUUCCCGCUUCCACUGAUGCUUCUGAGGAAGUCACCAUUCGUGGUCACAACGACUGUAUCAUCAACGGUCUUACUGCCGUCUUGGAGAAAUCUAACGCUGUCCAUGUUGCUGUUCUUGACAUUCCCAGCAUCUUCACCUCAGUCCCUAACCCCCAGCAACAUUCCAAGAAUGUACUCAAGUACAUUGUUAAGAGCGGACAUUUGAAGAAGAUUGAGCAGGAUCAUGACGUUGAGAUCAGUGUACCUCGCGCUGAUGCCCUUGGCAAGUCUGUUCCCCUCGAAUUCGUCAGUAAGGUUGAGAAGAAUGGUGUGUCUGCAUACCAGGAUGGUUUCAUUAUUUUCCAGAACUUGGUCCCUGCUCUCUUCUCGACUGUCAAGGUUGAACCCCAUUUGUAUCACUACAUCUCCGUCCGUCAUGGCAAGCAGCUUCAGCGCAUCAAGGCUCGCUAUUCAGUCGCCAUCUUAGUGCCUGAUAACGAAAACGAAGAAAUUCUUAUCGUCUAUGAGGGCAAGGAAGGUGAUGACCAAGAAACCAAGCUUUCCGAAGCAAAGGAGGCUCUUGAUGCUGUUACUGCCGAAAUCAAGAAGAUUGCUUCUGACUCUUCUGAUUAUAUUAGCAACAGUAUUACCAUUCCUGCCAAGUUCCACCGUGCUAUUCUUGGUCCCAAGGGUACUACUUUGAACGCCAUUUUGGGUGAAGAUUCCACUGUUGUUGUGCGUUUCGGUGGUGCUAACGAGGAUGAGGUUAUCAUUCGUGGUACAUCUAGCGAGGUUAAGCGUACAAUUGAAGAGCUCAACAAGGUUCAUAAUGAAGCCAAGUAUGACGACUUCUCCAACUCUUACACUGCCGAAUUUGAGAUUCCUGUAGCUUUCUCUCCCCAUGUUAUCGGCAAGUCCGGAAGCAACAUUAACAAGCUGAAGGAUGAUCUUGGUGUUAGAAUUGACAUCAGUGACCCCAACAAGUCUGAGAAUGGCGAAACCAUUGUCAAGUCCAAGAAGAAGAACGACCAAAAGGUCAAGAUCAUUAUCAACGGUAUCAAAACCAAUGUAGAGGCAGCUAAGGAACGCAUCUCAGCAAUGGUUAGCAACUUGGCUGAUCAGGUUACUCUGAGCCUGAGUGUUCCCAAGGAAUUCCACCGUUUCUUGAUCGGUCCCAGCGGCAGAUUCGUCAAGAAGUUGGAAGACAAAUACAACGUCUAUAUCAAAUUCCCCAAAUCGUUCUCAACAGAGACUGAGGAUCCUGAUGUUAUCACAAUUCGUGGUCGCAAGAAGGAGGCCAGUGCUGCCAAGGACGAGCUGUUUGAGCUUUACGAAUAUGAGAAGGACGAACAAAUCAAGCGAAAAGAGCGUGACGCUCGUUUUGCAGAAGAGAGAAAGAAGCGCGAGGCUGAUGCAGCAGCAAGGGCCGAGGCAGCAACAGCAAAGGCCGAGGCAGCAGCAGCAAAGACAGCAGCAGCAGAGGUCGAGGCUGAAAAGUCUACCUAAAAAUGAUAAUAAUAAUUCCCACCACCGCCUCUCUCUCUCUCACACACACACAUACACACACACAUACACACACAUACACCAUCUAGUACAAUCCAAAAAACACAAAAAAAAGAGAGAAGAAGAAGAAAGAAAAUCCCUUCCACCCCACUACCUACCCAUCAAAUCCAUCUUGUUUUUUUUUAUAUGAAGGUGCGAAUGACGCUUCGUCCGCAUUUGUAACUAAUCCUUUAGACGAAUCUCUUCUCAAUUCAAAAAAAAAUACAAAAAGAAAAAUUAAGAAAUUUUAAUUGAAAGAAGAAGAAGAAGAAAAAAAGCCAUGGAGCCAAAACCACAUAUCUUGGGCUCAAACAAAAUAAACACCAAAAAGAUUUGCUUUAUUAUUAUUAU
This is a messenger RNA of Phycomyces blakesleeanus NRRL 1555(-), 3216 nucleotides long. RefSeq lists its product as hypothetical. The coding region runs from base 103 to 2829 and encodes 908 amino acids. Lineage: Eukaryota; Fungi; Mucoromycota; Mucoromycetes; Mucorales; Phycomycetaceae. Gene Ontology annotation, molecular function: mRNA binding. The record is from RefSeq and is a predicted model, not a curated record. The transcript has 6 exons. Gene Ontology annotation, biological process: nuclear division. Gene Ontology annotation, cellular component: cytoplasm; nucleus.